UUACCAUGAAGUACAUUCUAUGCUUGCUUGUCUAUUUGAUGUUUGGAAACCGGGUUUUUCCAACUUCGGCAUCAUUACUGGAGCCAAAUUGCGGAUUGAGUCCAAUAGGAAAGCGAAUAUCAGGUGGCAGAAAUGCCAAAUUAAAUUCAACCCCAUGGAUGGCAUUUUUACAUGCGGAUUGGAAAUUUAUCUGCGGCGGUUCCCUUAUAAAUAGUGCCUUCGUCGUAACCGCUGCACAUUGUGUUUUUCCUGUUGCCAAACAAUUAAUGGCUCGAUUAGGGGAAUAUGAUUGGACCAGCGAACAGGACUGCGUGGACGGCUUUGGAUGUGUUCCCCCUUAUAGGGAUUAUAUGGUUAUUAAAAUAUAUACGCAUCCGCGAUAUAGGUCGAUUCGUGCUUUCGAUAUAGCUUUGCUGAAACUGGACCAACCAGUGCAAUAUACAGAGAACAUUCGUCCCAUAUGUGUGAUCAUGCAUGAAAACAUGUUCCAAUGGUAUUGGGAUGUGGAUGCAGCCAGGGAACUAACGCUCACCGGCUGGGGAGCGACAAAAACCAGGUCAUCAAGCCCUAUUCUACAAACCGUGAAGCUAACCCAAGUCCCUCGUGAAAUCUGUCACGAUCAACACGGCUUUAACGUCGAUCAUACCCACAUCUGUGCCGGAGAUUUCCAUCACUACGCCUGCACUGGGGAUUCUGGAAGCCCACUCGGAUUGACGGUGAAAUAUAAACGCAAGGAUGUCUAUGCUCUGGUCGGGAUUGUCAGCAAAGGAUCGAAUCCUUGCAGUGGAGUCACCGCUUUUACAAACGUCGUUAGUUUCACGGAUUGGAUUGCGAACACCAUAUCAUACGACAAGAAAUAUAUGACACCCAACGGUACCCAAAUAAAUGUUUGAAAUGAA
Drosophila rhopaloa is the source of this 899-nucleotide messenger RNA. RefSeq names its product phenoloxidase-activating enzyme 1. The record is from RefSeq and is a predicted model, not a curated record. Lineage: Eukaryota; Metazoa; Arthropoda; Insecta; Diptera; Drosophilidae. Gene Ontology annotation, molecular function: serine-type endopeptidase activity. The transcript is spliced from 4 exons. Bases 6 to 893 code for a protein of 295 amino acids. Gene Ontology annotation, biological process: proteolysis.